Alternaria rosae is the source of this 486-nucleotide messenger RNA. RefSeq lists its product as uncharacterized. NCBI's taxonomy places the organism in Eukaryota, Fungi, Ascomycota, Dothideomycetes, Pleosporales, Pleosporaceae. The record is from RefSeq and is a predicted model, not a curated record. The transcript has a single exon. The coding region runs from base 85 to 450 and encodes 121 amino acids.
CUAUUCUUAUACCAAACGGCGCGAUAGGAUAAGCAACAGGGCGGACGUUGCACAGGACUCUCCUUCAUCGAUAGGUACUUCUUCAUGCGAGCAAGAGUGCAAGUCCAGGCUUCUCUCGUUGCGCCAUCACCCGUGACCACUACAUUGGCGGUGACUUUGCCCAGCUGUCCUUCCCUCACAACGCGCAGCAUCUUCUUAUCCGGGACCGUUGGCGGUGUACACUCCUCUUCGAGCGGUGACAGGACCGUGACGAGGGGACUAUCAUGGACGGCCAUGGCUCUACCUGGGCAAGGGCAAAGACUACGAAUGAGCUUCACCGGAAGGAAAAUGGUAGAAGUCGUGUUACAGGUCUCUGUGGGGUCUGCUCCCAAACGGUUGCUCGCCUACUGCCUCUUUGCAGGCGCAGCACAUCAUGUCACAUCCUUGCGCAUGCAGAACAUAUGCUGUUAAUGUACUUUUCGGGAACGAACUUCCAAGCGAAGAACG